UAAAGGUGAGAAUCAGCCGAGUCAACAAAGCAGAGCAGCUGCAGGAACAGAGCAAACAUGACCACCCUCUUCUCCAGGGAUGUCCAGGUGAAGAGCAUGGAGCAGACGGUGAAGGACGCAGAGAAGUACCUGGGCGAGAUCUGCUCCCUGCUGGCCUCCUACACCAGGAAGACAGCCAAGCUCAGAGACAAGGCCGACCUGCUGGUGGCUAAGCUCUUCGACUUCUCCAGCAGAGAGGACCCCGAGCUGCAGACCGGCCUGAAGAACCUGGCUGAGGACCUGGCCAUGGUGCAGGACUACAGGCAGGCCCAGGUAGAGAGACUGGAGACAAGAGUGGUCGCUCCUCUAAAAGCUUAUGGAGAAGUAGUUAAAAAUAAAAGGGCCGAUCUGAAGUCGUUCAGCACGGAUCUGAACAGAGAGCUGAAGGAGAUGCAGAAACUGGAGAAAAUCCGGCUGAGGAACCCGGCGGAUCGACAGAGCAUCUCUCAGGCAGAAGUAAAUGCUCAGAAGGCGUCCAACAGUGCCCAGCGCAGCAUCAGACAGCUGGAGGAGAGCAUCGCAGACUUCCAGAGGCAGAAACUGGAGGAUAUCAAAAGGAUCUUCACAGACUUCAUCACAGUGGAGAUGCUGUUCCACGCCAAAGCGCUGGAGGUCUACGCACACACAUGCCGCAACCUGGAGGAGAUGAACAUCCAGAAGGAUCUGGAGCUGUUCAAUGGACGGAUCAGGAUGUCUGACUCCCUGGCUGGGCGCCUCUCUCCUCUGAGCUCCUCUCCUACCCUCACGGGCCUCUACCCAACUCCCCCUCUGGCCUCCCCCAAAGGUCAGAGCUUCAGGUCAACGCUGGCCUCCACCACGGGCCAAAACCAGAGACACAUCCGGUACCCAGACACGGUCAGGAGGUCUCGCAGCACCCUACAACGCCAGAGAGGCAUGGAGGAGGAGGAGGAUGAGCUAGAAGUGGAAGAAGAGGAUGAUGAAGAGGAUGAUGAUGAUGAUGAAGGAGAGGAGGAGAUUUCGGAAUCAGAAAUAGAGGAAGAACAGCACACAGGCAGGCAGUCGUAUGCUGCUCAAUAUGCCCAGAUGCGCAAAUGGAAGAAGUAAACAUUCUUGGUUUGAGGUAGUUUGAGCUCACUCUUAACUCAAGAGCAAUAUCUUUUUUACUUGACUUUAUAGAAAUAAAAGCCAGCGUUCAUUUGUCAUAAUGGAUCACUUUUAUAAUCCAUAAACAUCAUUCAUAUCAUUGUCUCUACAGUAUAUGCUCCAUUGAAUGUAAUAUUGACAAUUUAUGAUUUUGUACUUUUCUUUUCGCACACUGACCUCAAAGAUUAGGUUUCUCUGUCUUGACUUUGAACUUAAAUGUUAAACUUAGUUAUUGUAAUGUAGAUAUGUAUGUUGGUAAUUUAUAGAUGUAUUUCUUAAUGUAAUUGCAACCAUCCUUGAGUUUG
Messenger RNA from Eleginops maclovinus (Patagonian blennie), 1448 nucleotides. Its product is annotated as CBY1-interacting BAR domain-containing protein 2-like. Gene Ontology annotation, biological process: cilium assembly. The record is from RefSeq and is a predicted model, not a curated record. The transcript has 9 exons. Gene Ontology annotation, cellular component: ciliary transition zone; ciliary basal body. NCBI's taxonomy places the organism in Eukaryota, Metazoa, Chordata, Actinopteri, Perciformes, Eleginopidae. The coding region runs from base 58 to 1104 and encodes 348 amino acids.